AUGCCCAUUUAUGUACGAAACCCUCCGAAAAAUGGAGAUACCAAUAGCAAACUGGAAGAAUGGAGUAUAGUAGAGCUCCAGGGAGAUCUCGACGUUCGUGGGGAGCGUAUAAUGGCUGGACAGUUUAUUGGAGAUUUGCUGUACAAUAAAUAUGGCCAACCGAUUCUAAUCAUUGGGCAUCACAUACUGCAGGGACGGUUGCAGAAAAUCGACAAACCGCUACUGGUACUGGAAAAGUGCGACCUGAACAGCCCAGACGGCGUGGAAGAGGAAACGAUGUUAGAUAUCAGCCAACUAACGCAAACGCAGAGUCAGGAUCUGGACUCGACCGCACAUUCCGUCACCUCGAACCGCACCAUCCUCGACUCUACCGUUGCCAUUGAGCACAAGGUAGUGCCCAAGGUGGAGUACCGGGUGCGAGCCGUUGUACGGAACAAGGUGUUGUUCAAGGCACGACCAAAACCCAUCAUUGCCAACGUCUCCAAAACGGUUUGA
Messenger RNA from Anopheles nili, 495 nucleotides. Its product is annotated as chromosome transmission fidelity protein 8 homolog. Gene Ontology annotation, cellular component: Ctf18 RFC-like complex. The record is from RefSeq and is a predicted model, not a curated record. Bases 1 to 495 code for a protein of 164 amino acids. Gene Ontology annotation, biological process: mitotic sister chromatid cohesion. The transcript has 3 exons. NCBI's taxonomy places the organism in Eukaryota, Metazoa, Arthropoda, Insecta, Diptera, Culicidae.